CCGCAGCAGCCCCGGGCGCGAAGCGGAGGCCGGGGCAGGGACCGGGCGGACCCGCACAAAGUUCUCGGCCGCUCAGCUGCAGGAGCUGGAGCGGAGCUUCCGCGAGCAGCACUAUAUCGGAUCCGGCGAGAAGAAGCGGCUGGCAGCCGAACUGAACCUCUCCCAGAACCAGAUCAAGUCCUGGUUCCAGAAUCGUCGUAUGAAGUUAAGACGUCAGACUCAAGAAGCCAGACUGGAAGCUCUUUUCUCAGGCUUGUUUUUGCCAUAUCGCCAUUACCCAGAUCUUGCUACAUCCAACUGUUCUCAUGAGACAGAUGUCAACAUCUCUUCUACCUCCAGUUUCCCUUCACCCAGCUAUGCCAAGCCCUGCCUUGUUACCUUCUGUUGGCAGCUCAGUCUCUUCACCCGGUUUUGCCAAGUCUGGCAUUACUGUUGCCUUCCAGCCCAGGAUUAUCUCGUUACUCCUGCAAUUCCAGCAAUGACUCCGAUGACCAUAAAAGACUGAGGUUCCAGCCAUACCUUCCUUCCUGUUAAAAAUACCAAAGAUUACCUGUGGUCUAAAUUAGAGCUGCCAAAUAUCUCUAAGAAUAAUUAUUUAACUUAUUUUGUUAUAUUAAAUAGCUUGUUGAUUCAAUUUAA
This is a messenger RNA of Neopsephotus bourkii (Bourke's parrot), 639 nucleotides long. RefSeq names its product homeobox protein vex1-like. The transcript is spliced from 2 exons. The record is from RefSeq and is a predicted model, not a curated record. The coding region runs from base 200 to 505 and encodes 101 amino acids. Lineage: Eukaryota; Metazoa; Chordata; Aves; Psittaciformes; Psittacidae.